GGGCGCUCCAUCCGACGAGAGCCGAGAGAACCGUUUGUCGUUGCUUUCGGGACCUGCUGGAUCCUUAACGGGCGCCCUUUUUCUCUGUGUACUUGGGUUUCCGAAGCAUGUUCGACUAAUAGUAGUGGUAGCAAUUUUCACGUUCAGUAUACAGCACAUUCAGUCGAGUACGGUGAGUAGCUUGGAAUGCACGAGACGGUUCGUCGCUGCUGCCGUUUGCAGCACGUUACGCGAUUCUACCGGUACGGAGUUUUCACGGUGACAGUUAAAUGGAACGUUAAAUUCGAUCACCAUCACUGGCUCAAGUGAUGUGUAACCGAAUGCAAGUUUGUUUGGUGAUUUUCCGUUACAAGAAGGUUAUCUUUUUGCGGCUGGUGGGUGCUGUACGGUUAAGCAUUUGGAAGUGAUUUGACGCAGAACGUAACGCAAGGAAAUGCUGGCAAAUAAAAUUAUACUUUUAUUCGAUUUCCCAUCAAUUUGCGUACAAAAAUUUGAAUAAUGCUGACCGUUGUGCGGUCAACGCGGUAUAGCGAUGAAAUAAUUGCAAUCGAUUGUUCCAAAUUAUACAAAAAAACGGAAAUUAAGUGAAUACAAACCGGUGUGUCCUGUGUGCCGGAAUUAGCAGUGCGCGCGUAUGUAUGUGAUAAGAAAAUAGGCGAAAAAUUUCAUUCGCCAUCGGAAGAGCGUAAAAAAAGGGAAACUUGCCGAAACCCGAAAAGUAAAGUGGUUGUGAAUGGCUACCUACCCCGUGAACGGAACGACAAAACAUCCGAAACAGCCCAGCAAGGAAUAAAAUGAGCCGUGAAAGCGUCCCGGCGGAAAUUGUGAAGCUGGCAAACGGCAAAUGCAAAAAGUGAUUAGCAAACGGAGUCCUCCCAAAGGAGCGAGCGCGUACAUUCUUUAUCAGUGUGUACAAUGGGAAAGAAACAAGAAGAACGAGCAAACCCAUCAAAGCAGGACAAAAUUUCGACCAGCCAUACCAUUGUUUGCAGCAACCGUUGAAGGGGAUGGUUUUUGCAUGAGUGUAUGUGUGUGUGUGUUUGGGGAUGGGAGGGGUGGGGCGGGGAUGGGAGGAGUAUUUAUGUUGGAGGGAGGAAAAAGGAAGUGAAAUUUGAUUAAUUGAGUGUGAUUUUCUUUUAGUUCUGUGGUUCUAAUUCUCCAUUGCACACACUCUGUAGAGGGUGGUCACAUUUUCUACUUUUCGGACCAUUUCCGGCGCGGAUGGUUUGAAAGGUUUGUUUUUCUUUCGAAAUGCCCAUUUGGAAAAGGUGUGAUAACGAGUGGAUUUUUACUCAAGAGCAGGUUUGCAGAGAAGUGAUUGCAGGAUUUUUUUUCUGGUACCAACCCCCCCGAAGUAAGAAACAUUGGUUAACGAAAAUGACUAGCAAAUCAGUUGAAUACCGUGGAAACCGUUCGUCAUUCAUGAAAGUUGGAACCCGGAAAUGGGUCAGCUCGACUGGUGGAACCAAUUGGAAAUUGAGCGCAUAAUAGGAAGUUUUGUACUGGAUGUAGAAAGUGGCAAUGAAAGGGAAAUGAAAAUUGUAGCUAAGUGUAUUGUUUAUGAGCCAAGGAAUCACAUUACAAUCGGUUUUAUUUUAUUGCUCGAUUUAUGAAUGUGCUUGAAGGUUUCGAAGAGUGUGGUUGUGUUUCUAUAAUUCAGUAUAGUACGUAUGGUAGAUUAGUAAAAUAAUGUUUUUUAAAAAUUAGUUUAUCUAAAGGUAAUGUAAUCAAAAUCAACUGUGUGCUACGUACAUCCAUAUCAAACCCAUAAUAGUUGUUGAAUAGUGCAUGGAAGUGUGUAGUGAAGUUGUUGGUUUUAGUGUGAUUUAUGAAAUCCUUUUCAAUCGGUUGAUCGGUUGAAAGAAGUGUAAAGAAAAAGUGCAAAUCAUUUUCUAAUUGGUGUAACAACGCAACAAUGCUGAGUCAAUAUUGAUGAAGGAAAGUGUACGUGUAGAGUGGGAAUGCUUGAUUCUUUCGAGUGCCGAGACAGCCACCUUUCUUCAGCACGAUAUACUUCACCGCUUAGCCUAAGUGCAGUGAAUUUAGGGAAGAGUUCGUGUGUUAUUUAAAAUUCAUGUCCAAUGAAAGAUUGGCACGGGAUCUGGGCAAACGGGUGAAGGAUCCAUCUGUCUGCAAGGCUGGAUUAUGUGUACAUUCUGAAAGGAAACCGAACUAGCACUAAUGCAAACGAGGAAUAGCGGAUACUGUGCUUCGAAAACAAUGAGGAAGCCCCAUCCUCAUCCGUUAUACCGUUGGCUGACGGUAUGCCGAUAUAGGAAACUUACCGACGGCAUUGGCAAAUGCUGUUUAAAUAAAUUCACCAUUGUUGGACUACGGUUACUGCUGGUGCUGCAUUCUGCCCAAGCUCUUCAGAAUCCACGUAUUACAGAGCAUCCAAUAGACACCACCGUGCCACGCCAUGAACCGGCCACACUCAACUGCAAAGCGGAAGGAAUACCCCAACCGACAAUCCAAUGGUACAAGGAUGGCGCACCGUUGAAGAUACUCCAGGGAUCGCACCGAAUAGCGCUGCCUGCCGGUGGUUUGUUUUUUCUGAAGGUUGUAAACUCCCGGAGAGAGAGCGACGCUGGUGUGUACUGGUGUGAGGCACGGAACGAGAACGGAAUUGCCAGAAGUAGGAACGCUACCUUACAAGUAGCAGUACUCAGAGAAGAAUUUAGGCUUGAACCACAGCACACACGUGUGGCUCAGGGUGAAACGGUGUUACUAGAAUGUGGUCCGCCAAAGGGUAUUCCGGAGCCAACUCUGUCGUGGCGGAAAAAUGGUCAAAAACUGGAAGUGGAAUCCUCGAAACGAAUACGCGUUGUCGAUGGAGGUAAUUUAGCUAUUCAGGAUGUGCGACAAACGGAUGAAGGACAAUAUCAAUGCAUUGCGAAGAACCUAGUCGGCGUACGAGAAUCAGCAACGGCUUUUCUGAAAGUUCACGUGAAACCGUUUCUGAUACGCGGCCCUCAUGACCAAACUGUCGUAGAAGGUGCGUCUGUAACGUUUCAAUGUCGCGUUGGAGGAGACCCCAUGCCGGACGUACUAUGGCGUCGAUCCGCAUCAGGAGGCAAUAUGCCAUUAGACCGAGUACACAUCCUCGAAGAUAGAAGCCUCCGUUUGGAGAAUGUAAUACUUGACGACGAGGGAGAGUACAGCUGUGAAGCGGAUAAUGCGGUAGGAGCCAUCUCAGCCACUGGCACAUUGACCGUCCAUGCACCACCUCAUCUUUCGAUAAGGCCUGUGCCGCAGGUUGUUGAAGCACCCCACGAUGUUUCGUUCGAAUGCAAAUCUGAAGGCCGACCGAAACCGACGACUUUUUGGUCGGUCGAAGGCAAUCGAACAUUGAUCUUUCCCGGCACGUCAUUUGAUCGAUUCGAAACAACAUAUACACAUGAAGGUCUCACCGUUCUAACGCUCCCGCAAACUACCAAAUCUGACAACGGCCUUGUGGUUGUCUGUAGUGCCGUAAACAAUGUUGGUUCGAUCAGUGUUCGAGCACGGUUAAUGGUAGCUUCGCAGGAUGACCGACCACCUCCAAUCAUUAUUCUUGGCCCAACAAACCAAACUCUGCCAGCGAAAUCCACAGUGUCGUUGCUUUGCAAUGCCGUGGGUAAUCCCAAUCCGUUCAUCUCUUGGUAUCUGGAUGGUAAUCCUGUCGUUCCCUCAGACCGAAUCAAUGUAACAGAAAAUGGGACGCUUUUGCUACGAGAAUUGGAAAAAAGUACCGAUCAGGGGCUGUACACGUGUGUGGCAAGUAGUCGCAGUGGGAAAUCUACGUGGAGUGCUUUCUUACGCGUGGAAUCACCAACAAAUCCGAACGUUAAUUUUUACCGCGCACCUGAACCAUCCGAAUUUCCGAGCGCACCGGGAAAACCACAAAUUGUGAACAUCAACAACAGUUCCAUCACCAUCUCAUGGUUGCCGAGCAUUAAGUCCGGUGCUUCCGACAUCAAUGGGUACCUGAUUGAAGUGUUUUCAAGCGAUAUGGCAAAGGGCUGGACAACGGUACCGUACAAGAUCUCGUCGACCAGCUACAAUUACUCACCGGUUUCGCCAAAUGUCAGUUACAUUUUUAUCGUUCGAGCUGAAAAUGACCAGGGUCUUGGUAUUCCAAGCCUCAUGUCGGAUCCGGUGACAAUUGGUCGAGAAUUCAAUCAUGGAGAAGACAUCAAUCUCAGCGAAGCACAGGCAACCCUUUCUUCCGGUCAAGUGGUCAACCUUCUCGAAGCUAACGCUACCGAUGCAUCAAGCGUACGCUUAGUGUGGGAGAUCGUUAACGGCCAGUAUGUGGAAGGGUUCUAUAUCUACUCUCGGAAGAUAAACUCCAACGGAACGUAUCGAACUUUGACGGUUCUUCAUGGCGGAGGUGCCUCCGCAUGUACAAUAAAUGGGCUAGAAAAGUUUACUGAGUACGAAUUUUUCCUUGUACCGUUCUUCAAAACGAUUCAAGGUCGUCCUUCAAAUUCUAGAUCUACCUGCACUCUGGAAGAUGUUCCGACGGCUCCGCCAGUCAAUUUGGAAGCGGUUUUAUUGAACACCUCUGCUGUGUACCUCAAGUGGGAUCCUCCAAGUAAUCACACUAUAAAUGGAAAAUUGAAACAAUAUCACAUCAUCAUCCGAGGCUAUGACGUUCACAACAUAUCUAAGGUUCUCACCAACAUGACGGUCGAUGGAGACGCACCAAAGUUACUGCUAGCAAAUCUAUCAGCUGGUGUUACUUAUUCUGUCAGUAUUGCAGCGUCGACCAAAAUCGGCAUUGGCCCAUACAGUAUUCCUUCCAUUUUAAGACUGGAUCCACACACUAGACGGCUUGACCAUGGGUACACAAGAUACCCAAUAAACCAUGACUAUUCACACGAUAUACUGACGCAAACGUGGUUCAUUAUUCUGCUUGGUUCCAUCAUUGCCAUUAUCGUCUUCCUGUUCGGUGCCAUCAUCAUUUUCCGCAGGAUACAAUUUAUGAAACAUAGCUCGUUGAACAAUAUGCACGGUAAUCACGCAAUUGGAACUGUUCGAAAAUUUCCUACACUACCAUUGAAUCCGAAUGGUGUUUGGAUCGAUCCGGGAGGUGGCGUAUGGCGACAAGCGACUGAUAUUACUAAGGAAGUCAUCACCGAUUAUGCUCAGGUUUCUGCAGCACCAACGCUACCACUUCCAGAUUAUGAGCGGCUGUCCCCGCUGAAUAUGCCUGACUACGCGGAAGUGGCCGGUUGUUCAUCAUUCAAAAACGAUCUGGGGCAAUCGGACCCAUGCUAUGACAACUACGGUGCCUAUGCGUCGACCACGCUGGUAGGCCGCUCGGUGCAACUGUUCGCCCAAAAUCAAUUCGAUGGCAAAAAUGUCUACUCAGCGCCUACUGCUCUUGCUACGGCCGCCGCAGCGCCCGGUGGAUGUCACUACAAUAAUUUCAUAAAUCAACAACAUCAGCAGCGCCACCAGCAGCAACUGCAAGCCCAGUACGGUCUCCACGGACCGCAGCAGAUGCAUGCUCAGAUACAGUCGCAACCACACCAGCAACAAAUCGGAGUGCAUGAUAAACGGGAGCGAGACGCCAACGGACGCCCGGUCGGAGGCGGUGGCGGAAGCAUGAAAAGCCAGAAAAUGAACAUCAUCGAAAAUCGGAUGGCCGACAUGUUGAACAAUUUGAAUCAAUGCUCGUCGACGGGCCCUACGGCAAGCUACAGCAACGGCGGUGGCAUGGGCUCAUCGUACGGUGGCUCAACGGUAAGUAAUCUCAACAGUGGCAGCCACUGUAGCCUACUUCCGGCGGGCCAACCGAUGGCAGCCUCAUCUACGCUGACGAUGGAUGUGAUGAACGGUUUGUCUGGAAGUGUUCCCAGUGGCAAUGGUAGCGCCGGUGGAGGACCGAGCGGUAGUAGCAGUGUGCCCCAUACACCGCUUUUUGGCACGAUUAAACGAACGACCAAGUACAACAAAAUAGGCUACAAUAAGGAUAAUAAACUCAAUUUUGGCGAUAAUGGUCGAUCGGUUGAGCAGCCGUUGUUCGUCAAGUCGAAGUACGACGGUACCUGGUCGUCCGUGCCGAGCUCAGUCACGACGGCGUCGGCAACCAGCAUCAACAUGAUUAAUAAUUCGCCAUAUCAACAGCAGCACCAACAGCAGCAUCAGCAGCAUCAUCUACUUCCGCUCCAUCCGAACACUAACGGUGGCCAUCAGCAGCAGCCUUUGACGACAACAGCAGGCCCACCGCCUCCACCACCACCACAGCCGCCCCCAGCAACUCAGCAAGCGCCUUCAGUAGUUCAUCACUUUCCUUCGGGACACCAUCACCCAGCGUCCGUUUCGUCGUUUCAUAGCGCAAAAGAAUCAUCCCGAUCGCCAUCGCGCGUUUCACCAACGAAGCACGGCAUGCAAACAAAUAAUUUAGAUAAUCAUCCAAUACAGGAGUGCAACAAUGGAGCCAACACAAUCACUAAUGGCCAGGAAGCUUCUGCUGGUUUCAUUGGCAAUACGCAUCAUCCAUUGCAGCAGCCAAAUUAUUUAACGGGCAGCACUAAAACGGACAAUGUAUAAAUUUGAUUUACCUUACUAUUUCAGUUAUAAUUGCAUGUCAUAAUGAUAUUUUCGGAUUAGUACUUCUUCCACCGUCAUAGCCAAAUUUCGCUAUAUGUUUUUGCAGUUGCCAUAAUUUUGUAUCUGGUAAAAGUACUGUUUUUUUAUUUGUUUGUUUAUUUGUUUUUGUUUUGUUAAGAAAACGUAAUUUUUUUACUAUUUCAAACAAAUGAUUUAAUUAUAUUUUUCUUUAGAUAUUGUAGCUUAGGUUCUCUUAGUUCUCAUGUGACAUAAAGAUUUUCCAAAGGACUUAAUUUUAUAACGCAAAACAUAGAAUUGAGAGCAAAGCAUAGCGAAAAACGGAUUUUAUGUUGCGUUUAACUAAAUAUGUUUAUAAUAAUCAUUGCAUAUACAGCAUGUACAUAAUGCAAAUAUAUCACCAUAAAGUGUAUAUCUUGACCAAUGCUUUUGUAUGUUCUCGUCUUGGGAUAAUUUAUUUUCAUUACAACUGCAACAGCAGUACACUUCUACCACCUGAAGUAGGUUAAACAACAAUGAAGACACAUCUGCAAAGAAUUUCUACAAGCAUAAGGCAAACAUAGUUGAAUAAAUAUGAAAAUAGCCACACAAACAGACAGCUCUUAGAGACAGUUGGAGAAAAAAAACCUAUCGCCACAACAGUCGAUCUAUUUUCCUUGCUAGCUUGCAUAAAAUCCACGGGGAGCAAUAUGACGCCAAUAGUAGCGACACACUUACAUGAAACAUAUCGAAACAAACCUAUUGCGGCCGACGCUUCAACGUUUUCUUUCGGUUUUGCAGAUCGAUGACCAAAUUAUUUCACGGGUGAACCUACUACAUAUACCUUGUUUAGCGUUUGUACAUAGCCCUUGCUCAUUAGCUGAACAGCUGUACUGAAACUGUACUGUAAACGCUUGUAAAAGUCUAAGUAAGGCACGAUCAUUUGAAUAAAUUGUUGAAGUAUUAUAAUAGUAAUUGCCUGAAAAUAAAAAUAAUUAUAUUAUAUCUUUACCCUUGCAAAAGCGUUCUUGGACAUGUGUCCUUCAGUCUAACCUUUCUUUUUCAUGUCAAAGG
This is a messenger RNA of Anopheles funestus (African malaria mosquito), 7611 nucleotides long. Its product is annotated as protein sax-3. The record is from RefSeq and is a predicted model, not a curated record. Gene Ontology annotation, cellular component: plasma membrane; axon. Gene Ontology annotation, molecular function: protein binding. The transcript is spliced from 11 exons. Lineage: Eukaryota; Metazoa; Arthropoda; Insecta; Diptera; Culicidae. Gene Ontology annotation, biological process: cell-cell adhesion; axon guidance. The coding region runs from base 2182 to 6540 and encodes 1452 amino acids.